This is a messenger RNA of Rubroshorea leprosula, 2775 nucleotides long. NCBI's taxonomy places the organism in Eukaryota, Viridiplantae, Streptophyta, Magnoliopsida, Malvales, Dipterocarpaceae. The record is from the annotation of a GenBank genome assembly.
ACCCUCUGCCGCCCCUUGUCUCCCUGCUACACUUAUCUCUGCCUUUCUCCAAAUCCUCAUUAACUAGCGUUCCCUUAAGAAAAAACCCACAACCGGAGAGCUUCUUAUCUAUACCAGGAAAAAAAAAUUGAAAAUCUUAAGAGGAAAUCGUAGGAAAAUCACAAGCAAUCAUUUGGUCGGAGGAAGCUGAAGCUAAACCAGAUUCGGAAAAAGGGCCAGAAAGGUGUGGGGAAAGAGAAGUUUACGGAUUGAAGAUCUGGGUGUACAAAAGGAAGCAGAAUCUGAGUUCUUGAGAAAACUCACAAGGAGAAUCCAGAGAUUGAUCUUAGCAGCUGCUGGAAAGUUAAAAAAAGGGGGGAAUUGAAAGGGAAUGCUCGGGAACAGGGAUAAUAAGGGCAGAAUCCAGAGUUUCUCAAUUCUAACUUCGGUCGUCAUCAACACAGGUUGUUCUCUAGGAAUGGAUGGCUUCUAGGAAUGGAUGGCUUCAUUAACUGCUUCAAGAAAGAAUUACAGGGGAGAUAUGAAUUUUAUUGUUUGAUUGUGGGAGCCGUGUAGUUUCAUUUCUGUUUCUGAAUCUGCCAAGACUGCUACUUUCCCCCCGAAGAAAGUGAAAAUUCCUCUCUCUUCAGCUACAAAACCCCCUCACAGACUUCUUGAAGACAAGUUCAUCUACCUCUUGCAGUCAUGUAAGACCUCAAAACACCUCCAUCAAAUUCAAGCCCAGGUAAUUAGCCAUGGCUUUGAGGAGAACUGCUAUAUCACGCCAAGGUUUGUUGCAACAUGUGGUCACUUGAAGCAAAUGUCGCGUGCCCACACAGUGUUUGAUCGAGUGUUUAAGCCAAAUAUUGCGCUAUGUAAUGCCAUGCUUAAAGGGUAUGCACAGAAUGAUGCUUACAAGCAAGUUAUGCACUUAUUUAGUCAAAUGAAAAGCAGGGAUAUUGUUCCCAAUUGCUUCACUUUUCCAAUUGUUCUUAAAUCAUGCUUGGAGGGCAAUUCAUGGAGAGAGGGAGACGAAGUGCAUUGUGAUGUGAUAAAGGGUGGUUUUGGAGCUAAUCCUUUUGUGGGUACUACGUUGAUUGAGCUGUACUCGGGUGAGAGAUUGAUAGGAGCAGCCUAUAAGGUGUUUGGUGAAAUGGCUGAGAGAAAUGUUGUUGCCUGGACUGUGAUGAUUAAUGGAUGCAUUUUGUGUCAAAAUGUUGUUUCUGCACGGAGACUUUUUGAAUUGGCACCUACGCGGGACAUUGUCCUGUGGAAUAUUAUGGUUUCUGGUUAUAUUGAAAUGGGGGAAAUGGUGGAGGCCAGAAAGCUUUUUGAUCUUAUGCCAAAUAAAGAUGUGAUGUCAUGGAACACAAUUUUGAAUGGUUAUGCAACUAAUGGAGAUUUUGAGGUGUGCGAGAGACUGUUUGAGGAAAUGCCUAAAAGAAAUGUUUUUUCUUGGAAUGUAUUGAUUGGAGGGUAUGGACGAAAUGGGUGUUUCUUUGAUGUUUUGGGAGCUUUCAAAAGGAUGCUAAUUGAUGGCGAUGUUUGUCCUAAUGAUGCCACUCUUGUAACCGUGCUGUCUGCGUGUGCCAGAUUAGGAGCUCUUGACUUGGGCAAAUGGGUUCAUGUGUAUGCAAAAAGUAAUGGAUACAAGGAUAAUGUUUUUGUUGGGAAUGCUUUGAUUGACAUGUAUUCUAAGUGUGGGAGCAUAGAGAAUGCAGUAGAUGUGUUUAAUAGGAUGGGUAGAAAGGAUCUUAUCACUUGGAACACCAUCAUUGGUGGCUUAGCUAUGCAUGGACGUGGAGCUGAUGCUCUAAGUUUAUUUCAUCAAAUGAAUAAUGCCAAGGUACAACCAGAUGGAAUAACCUUUAUUGGCAUCUUAUGUGCAUGCACACAUAUGGGUUUAGUUAAAAAUGGCAUGGCAUAUUUCCAAUCAAUGGUUGAUGAUUAUUCAAUUGAGCCUCAGAUUGAGCAUUAUGGAUGUAUGGUUGAUCUGCUAGCCAGAGCUGGUCUUUUAGCAGAGGCUGUGGAUAUGGUGAAGAGGAUGCCCAUGGAAGCAGAUGCGGUCAUAUGGGCUGCCUUGCUUGGAGCAUGUAGGAUUUACAAAAAUGUUGAAUUUGCUGAACUGGCUCUCCAAAAUCUCAUUAAGCUUGAACCAAAGAACCCUGCAAACUUUGUCAUGCUUUCAAACAUUUAUGGGGAUCUUGGAAAAUGGAAAGAUGUGGCAAGAUUAAAAGUUGCAAUGAGAGAUACCGGUUUCAAAAAAUUACCAGGGUGUAGCUUGAUUGAAGUCAAAGAUGGUGUGGUUGAGUUCCAUUCCUUGGAUGAGAGGCAUCCUGAAACCAAGAAAAUAUAUGAAACCUUGAAGGGAUUGACCAAACUGUUGACAUCAUGUGGAUACAAACCCACAGCGGCUGUGGAGGAUAAACAAGAGGUGGAAAUUUCUUCUUCUCUUUGAAGGUUUCUCUUUCGAAGAGAGUUUGUUUCUCUCUUUUGAGGGUCUCUACCUAGUCUUUCUCAAUAUUUUUAUAGAGUUUUGUACCAUGGUAGAGGAAACAAUGCUGGGGGUGACCAAUUUUUCUGCCCUAAAAAUGAAGCUGUUAUAUCAUAAGGGGACUUUCAAACGCUAGAGACAGUCAAAAAUGAAUGUCUAUCAACACUAUAACUCUUGUUUGUGCCCUUACAAAGAAUUACUUCUAUAAUUAGUUUAGAUGAGGUUUUGUUCUUAAUUGCUUAGAUUAUUAUAUGUGUUAACUAUAGCUUCAAAGCCAUCUGAAGGCCUAUCUAGGCAUUAUG